AUGGAAUUUACAGGACAAAAUCCUCCACAGAGGAAUCACACGACCCUGGUGGAAUUCAUUUUACUUGGCUUUUCUGAUGUUCCUAAUUUGCAAAGAUUUCUUUUUGGGGUGUUUUUGGUAAUCUACAUAAUUAUUCUGGUAGGAAAUAGCCUCAUUAUCAUAAUAACCAAGGUUGAUCCUUCAUUCCAGAUACACAUGUACUUUUUCCUUGGAAACUUUUCUUUUCUGGAAGUAUGUUAUGUGUCAGUCACUGUUCCCAGAUUAUUACAAGAUCUCUGUAGACAAGAUAGAAAUAUUUCCUUUCUGGUCUGUGCUACUCAAAUGUAUUUCUUUUUGGUUUUGGGAGCCACCGAGUGUUUCAUUCUGACUGCAAUGGCGUGUGACAGGUAUGUUGCCAUUUGCAACCCAUUACUCUAUCCUCUCAUCGUGAACAGUAGUCUAUGUACUCAACUGGCAGCUGGCUGUUGGACAAGUGGAGUUCCUGUACACAUAGGGUUCACUUAUUUCAUCUUCUCUCUACCUUUCUGUGGAUCUAACCAGUUGAACCACUUUUUCUGUGACAUACCUGCAGUCCUCACACUAGCCUGUGGGGACACUUUUAUGAUUGAGAUGUUAAUUUAUGUGAUUGCUCUUCUAGUUGUCACUAUCCCUUUUUUGAUGAUACUUGGAUCUUAUGUGAAAAUAGUCUUAACUGUUUUGAAACUUCCAUCUGCAACUGGGCGAGCCAAGUCCUUCUCCACCUGUUCUUCCCACCUCAUGGUUGUGGCUAUAUUCUUUGGAUCUGGCAUCAUUACUUAUGUGAGACCAAAGUCCAGUCAUUCAGCAAAAACAGAUAAAUUACUUUCUCUCUUUUAUACCAUUGUAACUCCAAUGUUUAAUCCCCUGAUAUAUUGUUUGAGAAACAAAGAUGUUAUGGUGGCAUUGAAAAGAUUUCUUCUGAAAUGGAUUGCAUUAUGA
Messenger RNA from Castor canadensis (American beaver), 957 nucleotides. RefSeq names its product olfactory receptor 10AG1-like. Gene Ontology annotation, biological process: G protein-coupled receptor signaling pathway. The record is from RefSeq and is a predicted model, not a curated record. Gene Ontology annotation, cellular component: membrane. Lineage: Eukaryota; Metazoa; Chordata; Mammalia; Rodentia; Castoridae. Gene Ontology annotation, molecular function: olfactory receptor activity; G protein-coupled receptor activity.